Molecule: messenger RNA, 692 nt
Organism: Boleophthalmus pectinirostris (great blue-spotted mudskipper)
Lineage: Eukaryota; Metazoa; Chordata; Actinopteri; Gobiiformes; Gobiidae
Exons: 4
Coding region: 65-514 (149 amino acids)
Source: RefSeq, a predicted model, not a curated record
GACAUUGUCAAUGGAAUAGUGUGGGAUACUGAAUUUGGAGGAGUCUACAUACUUAUGCACAAGGAUGUUGAAACUUGUGAUCCUGACUUGGUUCAUCACAAUUUGUGCAUCCCAGAGAUGGACACAAGAAACUAAAGGAAAGACAUGCUCAAAUUUAACUCAAGUGUUGGACAACUGGAAGUUUGCAAUUUUAACACAUGUCAAGGACAUGCUGAUACAUGACCACGUCUCUGUUCUGCCUGAGUACAGUCGGAUUCAGCCUCUGUCUCUUGCCCUUGGGGACCUAUACACACAGUUCAACAGACUUAAAGAGGAGCUAAGGGAACUCACGGCCAAUGUUGACAAAGUGGAGAGUGUUGUGGAUGAAAUCAAAGAUGGCCGACUCCUUCCCGGACGACUCUAUCAAAAGGGCCCUCCCAACGUUGGACUGAGAGUGCAGAUGGGGGCCCGAGCCAGGCCUGGGGCUGGAACUCUGCUGAGGAGAGCAAGGAAAAGAGGCACCCAUACAGAUUAGAUUAGUGUAUCAUAAAAGUCAUAAAAGCUAUAUGAGAGUCCUGAAAAGCAUUAUAUAAAAAUGUAUUAUAUGCAUAUGUUAUUUAUAAAAUAUACUCAUAUCCAUACAGUUAAAUGUAAUCUGGAGGGUGAAAUGUAAACAAAGCCACCUCAAGAUGGCAGCAUUUGUAGUCCUUAAU